GAACUUGAGAGACGGCAGUGGCACGAGCUUUCAGAAGCGCGGAACCCGUUGGUGCCUCGACUCGAGUCGACUCGGAGCGAAUCGAAGUCGGUCGCGUUUCCGCAGCGAGCAGUCUUGCCGGGGAAUUGAUCGGCCACGCGUGCUCGAGGAGGAGGUUCAUCGCGCACCUCGUCGUCCUCGGGUUCCAGAGGCAGCGGGCGCGAUGCUCUGCUCUCUUAGGGGCGCGAUUUCGCCCUCCAGGUGACAGGCUGCCCUCGUCGGGUUAUCUCGCCGUCGAGACUCGCUUUCAGAAGUCCUGGACACGAUGGCCGAGCCGAAUAUCACUGUUUCGGCGAAAUUGGCGAACGGUUCCAUCGCUACCCCCGAGGACGAUCUCCAGCUCGCCUCCGAAAAGGACCCCGGGAAAUCGGCACUCCUACUGCGGUGGAACGACAUGCCGAGGCACCUGCAGUUCAACCCCUACAUCUACACCGGGUACAGACCCCUCAUGAAUGUAUGGGGCUGCAUCGCGAGCCUCUUCUACGUGCACAAUGAGACUGUCAACAUUUUGACUCACGGCUUACCGAUCGUCUACAUCCUGGUCACCGUUCCCAGCCUGCUUCCCUGGGGAAGCCAGGGUCCCCUUGCCGCGUUUCUAUCCUGGUGUCACCUUAUCGGGGCGGUCAGUCCAUGGAUCGGUUCUUUCCUCUACCACCUAUUCAUGAACCUCGACAAAGGCGAGGCCACUUAUAAGAAGCUCUUGCAAUUGGACAUGCUCGGUAUAUGGAUCAGCCAAAGCUUUGGCGCCCUUCCGAUGAUCGCAGCAUCCGUACAUUGCUUGCCAGAAACACUCUGGCACUGUUGCCUCCUUGCUUAUAGUGUUCUGAGUUUCUGGGGUCUCCUCAAGGCUAUGAAUGCGUGGUCGCCGUGGGAUAGGCGGCUGUGUUUUGCACCCCCAUUCAUGAUGAGGAUGUUCGUACUGACUCUGAGGUACAUUGGAAGUAGCGGCGGAUCACCUACGGCACUAACACAUCUGGUUUUGCAAGAUCUGGUUGCUGUGGCUGGAGGUGCCGUUGGCGCGUUACACGUGCCAGAAAAAUGGGUGCCUGGUAAAGUGGAUCUGUUUCUGAACUCGCACAACAUAAUGCACGUGAUGGUGGUUAUGGCGGUUUACUCGAUGCACGCGGCAACGUUGAGGGAUUUGGCAUGGAUGUCCAACCCUUCUGUCUGCAUCGCGGUGUCGACUGCAACCCUGUCUUCGACUCAUGAAGAGCUGUGAUCAAUUCGAUUUAGAAACGCGAUUAUUAUACUUCUAGCAAAGACUUUUGCUGUGAUGGUAGAAGCCAUGCAUUUAUUGCAACUUUUCGUGGCUGCAGAAGUAUCUUCCAUCGUUACGUCUAUGAUACCUAUACAUAUAUAAUGUCGGGAAACCCUGGUAAAAAUUUACUUAC
Molecule: messenger RNA, 1430 nt
Organism: Diprion similis
Lineage: Eukaryota; Metazoa; Arthropoda; Insecta; Hymenoptera; Diprionidae
Product: progestin and adipoQ receptor family member 4
Exons: 5
Coding region: 305-1258 (317 amino acids)
Cellular component (GO): membrane
Molecular function (GO): signaling receptor activity
Source: RefSeq, a predicted model, not a curated record